GCCAUGAACAUCUUCCCCUCGACAUUCUGAGUAAAGAAAAGUAAAAUUUUUCCACAAUUCACACUUGAAUUUGGUUGACCAAAGAGGAUAUCACACUUUUGGUUUGCUCUCCAUGAGAGCAGCAAUGGAGUGGGUAACUGCUCUGACACUUUUCUUAUCAGUCUUUAAAACUGCACCAGGUUUUAAUGUUGAAUCUAAGAAAUGGAGAUCACUGAGUAUACCUGCUGCAGGUUUUGGCUAUCAGGUGGUGCAGCGGACAUCAGAUGUGCUUGUCAGCGCCCCACUUGAACAAUAUGACACGGAUAAGAGGGGACAAAUAUUUAGAUGCUCAACAGAGAGGUGCGACUGGUUGAUUGAUGCAGAGGAUAAAGUUAAAGUCAACAUGUCCCUCGGUUUAUCAAUGACAACUGAUCCAUCAACUAAAAAGACUAUGGUCUGUGGUCCAACCAUCCCCAGAGACUGCAAAAGUAUCACCAUGUACAAUGGUUUGUGCUUUGAGAUAAAUCCAGAUAACAGCCUCGGACAGUCUUACCCAUCUGCUACUGAAGAGUGUCGAAGCGAAGCUGACAUUGCAUUUCUGCUGGAUGGCUCUGGAAGUGUAGCUCAUGAGGAUUUUAAUAAAAUGAAAGCAUUUGUGAAAAAUUUAAUCAGAGCAUUCCUGGGAAAAGACACACAGUUUGCCAUUACCCAGUUUUCCAGUUAUCCAUUUACGCAUUACCACUUUAACAAUUUUCCAUCACAAAACUGGGAAUCUGAAAUUGACCUAAUCACUCAACAAAGAGGUGGAACACAAACAGCUAGAGCCAUCCGUGAGGUUGUCUUCUGUUUUGUUUUUAGAUCCAGACCAGUUGUGAUGGUGAGGGCCUCUGUUUCAUUCAUUCCACCUCAAAUCCCAACUCAGAACCCAGACUGCUCGAAACCCCUGGCUGGUAGGGCCACUGUCUGCUUCACCAUGAGCAACUUAUCUAAACUGAAGCAAGCUCAAGCAAAGAUUAAUUUCACUCUAACAUUGGAUGCAAACCGUGAAAUACCAAACAACCGAGCCUGGAUCAGUAAGAACCUGAGAGAAAAGGACGAAUCUCUGACUCUUUCUUUAAAUAGGCAAACAUGUCAGGGGGUGGAUUUCUCUAUUGAAUCUUGUCCGGAAGAUGCUCUUUAUCCACUCAAUAACGCGCUUAGAUUCACGUUUGAUGGUUUGACUACUGGCUCUGAACCUCUACCAAGCCUCUCUCCACAGGCUCAAGAUACUUCCUUUCAUUCUAUUGGCUUUGAGAUCAGCUGUGGGCCAGAUUCAAAGUGCGUAGAUGAUUUAAAGGUGGAUUUUAACUUCACCAAAUCCUCAGAGGUUAAAGUGGGCAUAGAUGAACUUUUAAAUGUGACUGUCUUUGUGGAGAACAGAGGAGAAAACUCAUACAACAGCCACGUCAUUCUCACGUACCCAAUCGGACUCUCCUUCCGGAAGUUCGAAACUGUGGAAGGAAGAAUUGAAUGCAACUCUUUGGACAGUGAGGAUGGUGUAACAAGAGGAAAGACGGACUGUAGCAUCAACAAACCUAUAUUCAGAAGCAACUCUGUGGCAAUCUUCAUUGUUUCCUAUGGCCACAACCCAACCAGUGAACUUGAUAGGAAGAUCUAUGUCACAGCGAAUGCCACCAGCGGCAACAAUCAGAGUGCCUCCACCAGCGUACCCUACAUGAAGAAAGAGAUUGAUGUGAAGUACAGUAUUUAUAUUACAACUGAAAGCUCCCUCAGCUACAACAACUUCACAUAUGGAGAGAAUGACUUACAGAAACCUCUUCAGCAAAAAUUAAAGGUUACAAACGUUAUCAGAGCACUAAACUUUACUAUAGUGAUCAUGGUUCCAGUAAAGCUUGGUGACAAAGAAAUCUGGGCGGACACAAGUAGUCUUAAGGUUGAUGGCUGUAAGAAAGGAGAGGUUGUAAACCCAUCUGUCACAGAUUUUAUUCCUCAGAUAAAAGAAAAUAAAAGCCUGGAUUGCUCUGUAGCGAGUUGCCAAGUGUUCAGGUGCUCUAAGUUUAUGGAAAAGAACAGAGAAGAAACAUACACCAUCUCUGGAAACAUCAGCUCUCGAUGGAUAGCACAGAUUGGACUUUUAUCUGCCAAAUUCCUCUUGACCAGCACAGCCAAUCUAGAAUAUGACAAGAGCCAGUUCAUCUUCUUCUCUACAACCUCUAAUAAUGACCCUCCUGUUCACAAGAUUGUGGCUGAAGUAGAAGUGUUUCAGAAACCAGAUUUUACUAAAGAGAUUAUAGGAGGAUCUCUGGGCGGGUUGGCCUUUCUGCUCCUACUUACUGCUGGUCUAUAUAAGGCUGGAUUUUUUAAGAGCAAAUACAACCAGAUGAUUAACGAUAACGGGGAGGGAGACGCAGGAGCUGGAGGAGACCCACCAACAGAGGGAUGAAAUUCCACCUUAUUUCUACCUCAUAGACGUCAGCCUUUAUGUCCACCUAAUACAUUUAUAACAAUCGUUGUUUCUAUGAAAUGUAUCUGAUGUCCAUUUUCAUUUUGUGAAUGCACCAAACACAAUGUGUAUUUCUCCAACCAUUCCCUGUGGUUGUUUGCUAAACAGAAGUGUAGACAACAAAGCAUACGUUUCUCUGUAUAUUAGGAAAGUGUUGAUGAUGCACUCAUUUUUUAUGAACUUUAAUUGAGGAAGCUCAAGAGAGCCAUGCUGCUUUAAAUCUGGAUAUUUAAAUGCACAUUUUAUGGGACUGUAAGGGUAAUGGGCCAUGAUGUAAGUUGGAAAGGAUUUAAAUGCAAAGAAAAUCUAUAAAUGCCAUGUAAUGUUUUAAAAUGGGAUCUUAAAUUUAAUGUUUCAUGUUUGUUUUGCACUUUGAGAAGUGAAUAUUUUCUGUAUUUUAAGUCUUUGAAUGAUGUGCUUUCAUUGGACCAGGUGAUUUAAUGCUGGACAUACAAAUAAAGUGAAUGACGCUGGUCAUUUUGAAACAAUACAUGCUUGAAGAUAGAUGAAAAAAAACUAUGUGCUUGAUAAAAGGAUGUAAAAUGC
This is a messenger RNA of Cyprinodon variegatus (sheepshead minnow), 3028 nucleotides long. RefSeq names its product integrin alpha-D-like. Gene Ontology annotation, biological process: cell-matrix adhesion; cell adhesion mediated by integrin; integrin-mediated signaling pathway. The record is from RefSeq and is a predicted model, not a curated record. Lineage: Eukaryota; Metazoa; Chordata; Actinopteri; Cyprinodontiformes; Cyprinodontidae. Gene Ontology annotation, molecular function: integrin binding. The coding region runs from base 113 to 2422 and encodes 769 amino acids. Gene Ontology annotation, cellular component: integrin complex; external side of plasma membrane. The transcript has 22 exons.